Messenger RNA from Synchiropus splendidus (mandarinfish), 12873 nucleotides. It is a transcript of the gene frem2b, whose product is annotated as FRAS1 related extracellular matrix 2b. The record is from RefSeq and is a predicted model, not a curated record. Lineage: Eukaryota; Metazoa; Chordata; Actinopteri; Syngnathiformes; Callionymidae. Gene Ontology annotation, biological process: cell communication. Gene Ontology annotation, cellular component: membrane. The transcript is spliced from 24 exons. Bases 152 to 9484 code for a protein of 3110 amino acids.
AGUAUGAAGUUUGGCUCGUCAGUGGACAACAGCUGCUGCUGCGAGAGAAUGGUGCACCUUGGUGCCAGCGGGUGCGCAACAUUCUCCAACUCUGCUUCGUCCCCCCGCAACUUUGACCGCUGUGGUUAGUCCGAGUGAGUCGACGCUCCAAAUGGCUGGGAUUAUUCCUCCGCCGCACCUGCACAGGACCGCUUGGAUUCUACUCGCGCUGCUUGUGAUGAGUGAUGCGUUCACGCCGGUUUUUGACAGUUACGGUUUGUCAUACGCUCUGAGGUCCGAGCUGUCUGAGGAUACCAUCCUGGUCGCCAACAAUGGGAUCCGCGUGCCUUUUGGAAGAUCCGUGUUUAUCGAUCCCAUCAAUGAUUUGGUCACCCAAGUUCAGCCCGGGGAUCGGUGCAGUAUAACAGUCCUGGAUAACGACCCGCUUUCCCAACGACCCGGUUCGCUGUCGCCCAAAAAGUUUCCGUGUGAAUUCGGCCCUAACGACGUCAAGUACUCCCACUUCGGCUCCAGGAGUCCUCCCAGGGACCGAGUGAAAUUGCAACUCAGGUAUGACACGCAGACGGACACGAUCAUCAUACCGUUCAUGGUGGAGGUGGAAGUUGUUUUCACACAGCUGGAGGUGCUGACCAAAAACAUGCCGCUCACUGUAGAGCGACUGCUGGGCACCAGCCACCCUAUUGAUAGGCGGAUUUUGGAAUUCACCUAUGAUAGAAGCACGCAGGAAUGCAAGAUCGCCUCCUUGUCCAGCAGCAGCUCGCUGCCCAGGUAUGGCAAACUGGCGGAUGAAAGCAGACUGGGAACAAUGGUGGACUGUGACUCCUUCAUUAAAAUGAACAUUCGCUAUCAGCACACUUUUGCUUUGAAGUCGCCCAACAGAGAUUACAUCCCCAUGUUCUUGGAGUUGCACGAUAAAGAGGGCAACUUGCUCAAACAGGAACAUUUCCAAAUUUUAGUGAGGAUUAGAGAGGGAGAGGAAAACACUGCCCCGAAGCCCAGCUUUGUGGCUAUGAUGAUGAUGGAGGUGGACCAGUUUGUGAUGACAGCCAUCACCACUGACAUGUUGGCCGCCGAGGAUGUGGAGUCGAAUCCUGACCAGUUAGUUUUUAACAUCACGUCCCCCAUGUCCUAUGAGGAGGGGUACAUUGUUAGCACGGAUGAUAGGAACUUGCCAAUAACCUCGUUCCACCAAGGAGACCUCAAAGACUUGAAAAUUGCCUACAAACCCCCUGCUGUGGAUUCAGACACCGAGCGGAUUUUCCAGAUUGAGUUUGAGGUGGUGGACACCGAGGGGGCCGUGUCAGACCCCUUCGCUUUCAUGGUAGUUGUUAAGCCGAUGAACACUUUAGCGCCUGUGGUGACCAAAAAUACAGGGCAGUUAUUAUAUGAAGGUCAAUCCAGGCCUCUGUCUAGUUCCCAAAAUUUGGAAAUCAGUGACGAGGACAAUCUGGAGAAAGUGAGAAUCACUGUCAUUAACGGCCUGCGGCACGGAGACUUAACUGCUCUUGGCUCCAGAAGGAAAUUUUUCACCCCAGCAGACCUAAACACAGGAGGUGUCAUUUAUCAACACGAUGGCAGCGACACAUACAGCGAUAAUAUAAUUUUCAGAAUGACAGAUGGCGCGCAUGAAGUGGAAUUUCUCUUUCCGAUCACCGUCGUGCCAAUGGAUGAUGAGCCGCCCAUAAUCAACGCCAACACUGGUUUAGUUUUAUUCAAAAACCAGAUGAUGCCAAUCUCCUCGCUCAUCCUCAGCGCAGCUGAUAUUGACUCAGAGGAUUCCACCAUAAAAUUCACCAUGCAGCCUCCCUUUUCUGCGAUCGGGAAGGUGCUGCUGCGACAGUCGGACGCCCCCGAGGACCCAUCGACCUGGAAGUUUAACACAGAGGAUGAAGUGUAUGAGAAAGUGGUGACGGAGUGGCUGCAGCAGGAUAUUAUUGACGGCAAACUGUUUUACAAACACGUUGGGCCCCACAGCACCGGCACCGUCAUUGAUCAGUUUGUGUUUAGAGUUCAGGAUGAUAAUGACCCGCCGAACCAAUCAGGCGAGAGCUCAUUUAUCAUCAAGAUUCUGCCCAUCGACGACCUCCCGCCUGAGCUGCACCCAGAAACCACUUUGCAGAUGACUGUACACGAGUAUCAGCUUACCUACUUUCGCAAGAAAUUCCUCCGCUACACUGACCUGGAUUCGGAAGAUAGGGAAUUAAAGUACACUGUAGUCCAGGCCCCGACCGACACGGAUGAGAAUAACCCUGUCAUACUGGGAGCUCUAGUUUUGACCGAGAAUCCAAACACUGAGGUUCAUAUUUUCACCCAGGCGCAGAUAAAUCACCACAAAAUAGCUUACAAACCACCUGAUUUGGAGUUAGGGAUCACGAGCCGUGUUCUGCAGUUUAAAUACAAAGUGGAAGAUGUUUCAGGAAACAGAGCCGACGGCGUCUUCACCGUAUUCCUGAAGCCUGUGAACAAUAAGCCCCCUCAAAUAACCAACUCUGGGUUCACUGUCUUUGAGCGAGGCACGCAUGUCAUCACAUCAGCAGAGCUACACACCACAGACACAGACACUGACAGCAAACAAAUAUCCUUCACCGUUUCUCAGCCUCCUUUGCAUGGCAGAAUUCAGUUCUCAUUCUCCGACAUGUCAAGAGGAGACAGCUUUCGACUUGAGGAUAUCGAAAGUAAUAGAAUCUCUUACAUCCACAAUGGAGAUGAGUCGACAGUAGAUUCAAUACACAUUGAUGUCAGCGAUGGGGUCCACGUUGUCCCAAUUGCUAUUAGAAUUAGCGUGAAGCCUGUUGAUGACGAGAUUCCAACCAUCGCUCUGCCGGCCGGUACGAUCGGAUCAUAUAUAGAUGUUCUGGAAAAUGGGGCGACCGAAAUAACAAGCAAUGUUAUUCAGGGUAGAGACGAAGACACGGAUGACCUUAGAUUGACGUUCAUCGUCGAAGACGCGCCUUCGCUGGGAGAGAUUCUGGUUAAAGGUGUUCCGUCGGAUUUGUUCACCCAAGCGGACGUCAUCAACGGCCACGUGGUGUACACGCACACAAGCGGAGAAAUCGGCAUUUCCACAAAGGAGGACUUUUUUAAUCUCACACUGACUGACAUGUCAGAUGAGUGGACCGUCGGUGGUAAUAAGAUCACUGGAGUCAGAGUUCACGUCACCAUUCUUCCUCUAGACAGCCAGGCUCCCGAGGUCUUCGUGGGGCCGCAAUUCACCGUCGCGGAGGGCGAGAAAAACGCCAUCCAGAUUGGUCACAUAAGCGCCAACGAUGUCGACACCCCGUAUGAGGACUUGCUUUGCACCAUUAUCGUUCAGCCGACGUCAGGUUAUGUGGAAAAUAUCUCCCCUGCGCCAGGAUCAGAGAAAUCCAGAUCUGGAACUGCUAUUAGUGCUUUCACCAUCAAGGACAUCAGACUAAAUCAUAUUUAUUAUGUUCAAAGCAUUCACAAAGGCGUGGAGCCGGUGGAGGACAGGUUUACAUUCAGAUGCUCUGACGGCAUCAAUUUCUCUGAAAGGCACUUUUUUCCCAUCUCCAUAAUCCCCUCUAAUGAUGAGAAGCCCGAGAUUUACAUGAGAGAGUUUGUGGUUAUGGAGGGCAUGAACAUAGUCAUUGACACUCCUAUUUUGAACGGCGCUGAUGCAGAUCUCCCCUCAGAUCAUCUGACUUUUAUUAUCACUAAGCCUCCGAGGCAUGGAUUUAUCCUCAAUCAGCUCACAACGGGCACCAUCCAGGUCUCAAACUUCACCUUGGAUCAGAUCCGGGAGGCUUCCAGCAUCGUAUAUGAGCACGAUGACUCAGAGACCACGGAGGACAGCUUUGAUAUCGUCCUCACAGAUGGAAAGUUCAGCGUGGAGAAAACAGUCAUGGUGAUGAUCAUCCCCGUGGACGACGAAACCCCGAGGAUGAUAAUCAAUGACGGCCUUGACAUUGAGGUGGGGGAGGUGAAAGUGAUAAACAGCAACAUUUUAAAAGCCACCGAUCUGGACUCGGAAGAUAGCGGGCUAACUUAUAUCAUUCGCUAUGGGCCAAGUCAAGGGUAUUUGCAAAAAACGACGCCGACCGGGUCGCUGCAAAACAUUACCGUCGGUAUGAACUUCACCCAGCAGGACAUAGACCAGGGUUUCAUCAUGUACAUGCAUAACGGACAGGAGGGAGUCCGGGACCUUGUCAAGUUUGAUGUGACCGAUGGAAUCAACCCUUUGAUCGACAGAUACUUUUACGUCACAGUGGAUGGGAUUGACAUGGUUUUCCCGGAUGUCAUCAGCAAAGGGGUAUCUCUCAAAGAGGGCGGCCGUGUGACUCUGACUACAGAUCUGCUCAGCACUAGCGAUCUGAACAGCCCAGAUGAACACUUGGUGUUUACUAUCACACGGGCACCUAUGAGGGGACACCUGGAGUGCACAGACACCCCUGGGAUGCCCAUUUCCUCCUUCUCACAGCUCCAGCUGGCAGGCAGCAAGAUCUACUAUAUACACACUGCGGACGACGAAGCAAAGAUGGAUAGCUUUGAAUUUGAAGUGACUGAUGGGUACAACCCAGUCUUCCGCACUUUCCGCAUCUCUAUCGCCGGAGUAGACAAUAAAAAGCCCGUGGUGAGGGUGCACGGCCUGGUGGUGACGGAGGGAGAAAACAAGCUCAUCACUCCUUUUGAGCUAACAGUUGAAGACAGAGACACUGUUGACCGCCUCCUGAAGUUCACGGUCACUCAAAUUCCUGUUCAUGGUCGCCUGCUCUUCAACAACACCCGCCCUGUCACCUCCUUCACAAAGCAGGACCUGAAUGAGAACUUGAUCAGCUACAGGCAUGAUGGCACCGAGAGCGCGGAGGACAGUUUCUCCUUCACUGUCACAGACGGAACACACACUGACUUUUACGUCUUCCCAAAUACAGUGUUUGAAACCCGUAGGCCCCAAGUGAUGAAGAUUACCGUGCUCCCGCUGGAUAAUGGAGUGCCACAGAUAGUUGUUAACAAGGGUGCCCCAACGUUGAGGGUGCUAGAUACGGGUCACCUUGGCUUUGUAAUCACCAGCAAGACUCUCAAGGCGGAGGACAGAGACAGCAUCCAGGGGUCCGUAAUCUUCCGGAUCACCGCGGCUCCAGUGCACGGCUACCUGAUCAACUUGGCCAGAGGAAAUGCAACAAUCAGCACCUUCACACAAGCGGAUAUUGAUGACAUGAGCGUCUGCUACGUCCUGAAAAGUGGUGCCAAUGCUACCAGUGACAUCUUCCACUUCUCCAUUGAGGACAGUGGCGGCAACAGACUUAAGAAGCAGCAGUUUCGACUGAACUGGGCCUGGAUCUCACUGGAGAAGAGGCGCUACGUGGUGGACGAGGAGGUCAAGUUCCUGGAGGUGGUGUUAAAACGUCGGGGCUACCUCGGGGAGACUUCGUUUGUCAGUAUCGCCACGACAGACGGCAGUGCAAAGAAAGACAGAGAUUUCCGAGGGAAGUCCCAGAAACAAGUGCAGUUCAAUCCCGGUCAGAGCACCGCCACCUGGAAGGUCCGGAUACUCUCUGACACGGAGUACGAAGUGUCGGAAACCUUCCAGAUUGUUCUGUCGGAACCUGUGAUGGCCGUUCUUGAAUUCCCAGACGUUGCUACCGUGGAGAUCCUGGACCCUGAUGAUGAGUCGACGGUGUUCAUCCCUUCAGCUGUGUACAACAUUGAGGAGGACGUCGGAGAGCUGCUGGUCCCAGUGAGACGGAGCGGAGACGUCGCUCAGGAGAUGAUGGUCGUCUGCCACACACAGCAAGUCUCAGCCACAGGAACGGUCCCCACCACCGUCCUGUCCUACUCGGACUACAUCUCCCGCCCUGAAGACCACCACAGCGUGCUGCGCUUCGACAAGGGCGAGGUGGAGAAGCCCUGCCGGGUGGUGAUUAUUGAUGACUCUCUGUAUGAAGACGAGGAGAGCUUUAAUGUCACACUCAGCAUGCCCAUGGGUGGCCGCCUGGGCUCCGAGUUCCCGUCUGCCAGAAUCACCAUCAUCGCCGAUAUGGAUGACGUGCCUGUGUUCUACUUUGGCAACACACAUUACCAUGUGGACGAGAGCGACGCGUUUGUGGAGGUGCAGGUGUGGAGGACCGGGAGUGACCUCGCCAAAGGAGCAACGGUCACAGUCCGCUCCAGGAAGACAGAUCCCGUCUCGGCCGAGGCUGGCGUGGAUUAUGUCGGCAUCAGCCGGAAUCUGGACUUUGCACCGGGGGUGACCAUGCAGACGUUUCGAGUGAACAUCCUGGAUGACCUGGGCCAGCCGGUGCUGGAGGGACCAGAGAUGUUUCAGCUGCUGCUCCAAAUGCCCAUGAACGGGAUCCUGGGAGAGCCCAACAAGGCGCUCAUCGUCAUCAACGACUCGCUGUCGGAUUUACCCAAGAUGCAGUUCCGGCACCCCGUGCACAUCGGCAGUGAGAACUCCGGCCAGGUCUCGGCUAUGGUAUAUCGAAGCGGUGACAUCAGCCACAGGUCGACUGUCCGCUGUUACAGCAGGCAAGGCACGGCACAGGUCAUGAUGGACUUCGUCGAGAGGCCCAACACAGACGCCUCUAUCAUCACGUUCCUUCCAGGCGAGAUUGAAAAGCCUUGUGUUCUGAUACUGGUUGAUGACACGGAGCACGAGGAAAAUGAGGAGCUGCGACUUGUCUUGGGAAGUCCAAAAAGUUUGUCGCCGUUCGGAGCCGCGGUCGGGAAGCAGAACGAAACGCUGAUCAAGAUCAAAGACGACGCUGAUAAGGCCAUAAUCAAGUUUGGUGAAACUAAAUUCAGCGUAAAUGAACCAAAAGAAAGCGGCCAAGUGUCCGUGGUGAUAAUCCCAGUGCUGCGUGUCGGCGACACGUCAAAGGUCUCGGUGGUGCGGGUUCACACCAAGGACGGCUCGGCCACUUCCGGAGAAGACUACCACCCCAUUUCCGAGGAGCUGGUGUUCAAAGAGGGCGACACCGUGCACUCUGUGGAAGUGGAGGUUUUGUACGACGGCGUGAGAGAAAUGAGGGAAGCCUUCACUGUGCAUCUCAAGCCUGACGAGAACAUGGUGGCAGAAACUCAGAUGAGCAAAGCCAUAAUCUAUAUUGAAGAGAGCAACAGCAUGGCCGACGUCACCUUCCCUUCGGUGCCGCGGGUCGUUUCUCUGCUGCAUUACGAUGUUGUUGACAGGAGCACCCGACUGGUGCCUGUGGCUGGAUACCCGAUCGUCUGUGUGACGGCCUGUAACCCCAAGUACCCCGAGUACGACAAGACGGGCUCCAUCUGUGUGAGCGAGAACAUCAACAACACACUGACCAGAUACCGCUGGCUCGUCAGCGCCCCCACCGGCAGAGACGGCGUGACCAGCCCCAUGAGAGAAGUCGACUUUGACACGUUCUUCACGUCCUCCAAGCUCAUCACUCUGGACUCGGUCUACUUCCAGGCCGGCUCUAGAGUCCAGUGCGCUGCGAGAGCCGUCAACUCCAACGGAGAUGAAGGUCUGGAGCUGAGCAGCCCCAUCGUGUCCAUUAGCCGUGAAGAGGGGAUGUGCCAGCCCCGGGUCCCCGGCACGGUUGGCGCUGAACCGUUCUCAGCUAAACUUCGCUACACAGGAGCCGAAGACUCGGAACACCCCAACCUCAUAAAGCUCACUGUCACAAUGCCUCACAUGGAUGGAAUGUUGCCCGUCAUUUCGACCCGCCCGCUCUCCAACUUCGAGCUGACACUGAGUCCUGACGGCACCCGUGUUGGCAACCACCGCUGCUCCAAUCUGCUGGACUUCACCGAGAUCCAGACUCGCUACGGCUUCCUCACCCACGCCACCAAGAACACUGAGGUCAUCGGAGAGACUGCGCCGUACCAGUACAGCGCCACCCUGAGGGGAGCCAACACCCUGCGGUUCUACCGGAACCUCAACCUGGAAGCUUGUUUGUGGGAGUUCAACAGCUACUACGACAUGUCGGAGUUGCUCAGCGACUGUGGAGGGAACAUCGGCACUGAUGGACAGGUGCUGAACCUGGUCCAGUCCUACGUGACCCUGCGCGUCCCGCUGCACGUGUCCUACGUCUUCCACUCACCUGUGGGUGUUGGGGGGUGGCAGCACUUUGACCUGCAGUCGGAGCUGCGCCUCACAUUCGUGUACGACACUGCCAUCUUGUGGAGGGACGGUAUCGGCAGCCCACCAGAGGCAGAGCUUCAAGGUGCCCUGUACCCAACCAGCAUGCGGAUAAACUCGCUGGGACGACUUGUCGUCAACUUCCGCACUGAAGCCAGGUUCAGAGGGCUCUUUGUGUUCGCUCAUCCAGCGUCCUCGUUGACUUCCAUGGUCAUGUGUCCGGAUCACCCCGGUUUGACCUUCAACCUCACCCUGGUGAGAAGUGAGCCCACCUACAAUCAGCCCAUCCAGCAGUGGACCUUUGUCUCCGACUUCUCUGUGCGAGAUUAUUCCGGCACGUACACAGUCAAGCUGGUACCCUGCACAUCGCCGCCCAGUCUGGAAUACACCAUCCCACCGGUCUGCAACCCCAGGGAGCCCGUGACCUUUGACCUAGACAUCCGAUUCCAGCAGGUGAGCGAUCCGGUGGCAGCCGAGUUCAGCCUGAACACAGAGAUGCUCCUGCUCUCCAAGCGAAGUCUGUGGCUCUCCGACGGCUCCAUGGGCUUCGGGCAGCAGAGCGACACGGCCUUCUCGCAGGGGGACGUCAUCUACGGCAGAGUCAUGGUGGAUCCUGUGCAGAACUUGGGCGACUCCUUCUUCUGCACCAUCGAGAAGGUCUUCCUCUGCACUGGGGCCGACGGAUACGUUCCCAAGUACAACCCCAGCAACUUUGAGUUCGGCUGUCUGGCAGACGCUUCGUCACUGUUGUACAGGUUUAAGAUCAUCGACAAGGCUCAGCCGGAGACUCAGGCGAGGUCUUUCGGGAAUAUUCCCUUCAACGCCAUCCUGGCGGUGGACGACCCCGGUGCACUGGCCCUAGUGAGACAACCUGGGUCAGACGGUUUCAGGAUGGAGUCCUCUGCUUUAUUCCAGGUGUCUGCAGGGAGAGAGUGGUUCAUCCACACCAUAUAUACGGUCCGAUCUCGGGAGAACGCCAACCGUGGCAUCGGGAAGAGGAGCCUGGAGUACCAUGUCAUGAGCAGGCAUGCGGCCCCCAGCGGUCCACAUCGCCUCAGAAGGUCGACCAGUGGCGUGACAGAGAUGGUGGAGGAGAUCGGCGCCAGCAACAACCGGGGCACCAACAUCCUCCACAUCACGCUGGACCGCAGCAGCCAGCGGAGAACCAGCCCGGACAGGAAGGUCUACACCAAAGGGAUGGUACCGCACGAGGUCAACCAGAGGGGCGAGGGCGACGACGGGCUGCUGCUGAUCAUCGGGGUCAUUGUGGGGCUUCUGCUGCUGGCUCUCAUCGUCAUCGUGGUGGUUCUGAUGCUGAGGUCCAAGCGUGAUAGAAAAGAGGUGCCCAAGAACUCCAGCAGCACAGAACCUAUGAUGAGCGGAGGCCUCGCGGACAGCUCGGAGGUUUAACACCCGCCCACUUUUUAGUUCUUUCCCAUUAUUUUGCAAGUGCCUCAUGUCUGGAGCAGGUUGUGUGUGAAGAAACGCCGAAGGAGCUUCGAUUCUGUUCGGAAUUCUACUUGAAAUAUCACUUCCACAGACACUGAGUGGUGACUGGCUGUGUUCCCGUUUGCUAAAAGGCGCUUGUCAAAAUCGUCAGCACCCAUUCAUUGAUUCGCUGCUGAUCCAAAAAAAUGUGUUUAUGUUUUGAUGUUUUUUGUUCCAAAGGUGCUAGGGACCUUCCCUGUCUGUUAGAGAGGCGUCAGCCCAGUACAUCGAAGAAACUAGAACUUUAAUAGUUUUAAUACUGACCCAACAGCAGGACUUAUGGUUUGAGGGCAGAUUACUUUGGUUUUGUUUCCCCUGAUGUUCCCACCUGUUCCAUCACUAGCUGCCCACACUCUCUUGCUCCAGAUUCCUCCAAUUCGUGGUUCUGUGUCCAGGAAUAUGACAGCACUGUCAAAGGUUUCUCUGUUCAUUUCAGCUAUCCGUAGCUGAAGGUUCACCGCCAGCUUCUGCCCACUUGAAGAGGCCCUUUUAAAGGUUGUUUCUGAACACCAGAAUUAUGAUCAAAAAUUGUUUUAAAUCUUCAAAUGGAUAGGAUCUUUUUAUCAAAGUUUCUGUCUGUGAGUUCCCAGGGACAGGACUUGGGUGACAUGUGAGGUGCCUCAGUACCGUUUCAGGAAUAUGAUGCUUCACUUCCAGAAAGUUUAUUAUAGAGAUUACAAUGAUGGAAAGUCUUGAGAAUCACAGUUGUUUAUCUCAUCUUACUUCCCCUGUUGUUUCUCAUCAGAGGUUACCAUAGUAAGUCCUCCACUUUCACCUGUCUUGAGCAUCUCCUAGUCUGCUCAACCAUCUCCUUAUUCACCUCAGCAUCAACCUCUUUAGUUGUCCUCCUCUUCUUCUAUCUACACCAUUCUGGGUCCAACUCUGUCUCUCCUCUUCACGUAUCCGAACAUUUGUCCUCCCUAACCUUAACUCCAACUUCUCUGCAUGCCCUCCUUUCUGAUCUUGUCCAUUCGACUCUUCUCAGUCCAACUCGAGUCUCGGCAGUCUGUCACAGCAAGUCAUCCAAGAGCCAUCCACGGAUGGUCCUGAUCCACCCGUGGGUGGGAACUCCACUCCAGAGUUUGUAGGAGACCAUGAAUCUUCCCUGGUUUCUUUCUGAUGAUAUAAAACAGCGUAGAAAUUAGAAGUUGAACUGACAAACGAUUGCAUCACGAAGAAGAGCUAAAGACUGUUGUGAUGUUUGACCCCAAAAUAAAAUUAAAUGAGGAAAAAUAAAAGGAAGUCAGUGAAAAGCAAAAAGUGGACGAGGAGUCGACUCCCCUCAAGUCUAUAUAACUGAUCAUAGCACAGGAAAGUGAUACAACACACAGUACAUCUGGUCUCAGUUUGGGGUGUGACUUGAAAAUCCUGGUUACCUAAUGUAACCAGAGUUCUAUGAAUAUUGGUUCAUACACACAGAGGCCAGUGCCUCGAUGUGAAUGAACCAGUAGCGAAGGCCGUUAGAGGGCGAAGCGCGUAUGACAUAGAACCAGGGACAGAGCGACCAGGCUGCUUGUAUUGAAGGCAUCGAACACCUGGAGCACCUCACACUCUCACCUGUGGGUCAGUCGGAGACAUAAGAGAAUUCCUUAAAAUGACCCUGAAAAUCAAACUAACCUGCCUUCAAGCCCAAAAACCUGCCCGUCACGAGAGAUUAUCCAGUAUUGGUCCUUCCAUUCAGUUUGUGCCUAAGAAUUUGCAUUUUAUAUUUUCACCGUUGUUAUUCGGUUGUGUUCACGCAUGGUGUUCCAGAGAUUGUUGGACCUUGUAAAGCGCUGACGAGUUGAAUGAGUUUGUGGAAGUGCAUUGGUUUUGAUGGCAGUAUUCUCCGUUAGCAGUGUUCACCUGAGGAGUGACGUUUUGUAACACUGACCUGACUGAAGGGGCCGUAGAAUCGCUGUUCAGUUUUAGCUUUAUGCAUUUGUUUGUUGUCUGUGUCAGCUAACAUUCAUUUAGUUUGGUUCAUGCUGUAGAAGUGUAUGAACAAAUGCAGUUGCUAGCACAAACGCUAAAUUCAAAUCCUGAACUUGUAUUUGAUUCUGUUUGAAAACGUGUUAAAACUGCGCUUUCUGUACCAGAGAUUGUGACGCAACCCAUAUGUGCGUCAGGGGCCAUCUGUUUUCGGGAACAGGAAAGUGCAUAAAGCUAGCUAGCUAAGGACAACGGCUAGUGUAGCGUCUUUAGUGUGAGAGUGCUGCUGUUGCUAACAGAUAAAAGGCUCACAAAAAAGGCACACAAGCUUUCUGUGUCGAAAGGCAGCUAAGGCAAACAAUUCUGUUUUUAUAGCUGUUAAACUGUGUGAAAAUGGAAAUUAUGAGUUGGUAGUUGCUCGGUGGCUUCUAACACAAACAUCUAUUGCAGUAAGGAUGGCAUUUUUGCUGCGUUUCAGUUACGUCUGACGUGAGAAGUCGGAGCUGGGAAUGACGUCACAGAUGAGUUCGGUACGUUAUCGAAGUCGGAAAAGAAGAUGGUGGUGUCCAUGAAAGCUAUUCUCACACGUUUCUACCGGAUCUAACCAACUUCUAGCAACUACAAAAGGAUGAAGAGGAAAUGCAAAUUUGAGAAUGUGCUAUUUUCUUUUGCUGUCAUUGUCAAACUUCUACUUCCUGUUUCCAUUCGGGGACUCCAUCUUGGCUUGUGUACCUGGGAUGGUGGGGAUUCUCCUUGGCAGGUCUGAGAAUAACUGGAACGCAGUUUUGUCUGUAUGUGAGUUGCUAAUGCUAUCUUAAAACAUGUGCGUAUAGUGUAGCUGAACGUAUCCUAUGGCCCCUUUAAGACAAUGAUGUGUGAUAUCUCUACGUCUAAACUGGAAGAGCUAGUUACACUGACGCUUUCAGUACAGCUGGUCUGUAAUGAACAGUUCCAGCACCCACUGAGGCCCAAUGUUGACACGAUUUAGGAGCUGGAUUCAUUGGAUUUUAGGGCUUUUCAUUCAUUAACAGUCUGCCAGAAGCCGUGUAUUUAUUUUGGACUCUCCAUGUUCACAUUUGUUCACAAAAACCUCUCAAAUAAAUGUGUUAAAUUCUCUAAGGCACUGGGUUGCCAUUCAAUCAGAGACUGAUCUUUUUGGGGGAAUAAAUCUAUGCAACCUGUGAUAUUUAACAUCCAUGAAUUUGAUUUUCUUGCACAUUUUGCUCGACACGUCUGUUGUUCGUAUGUUUAUUUACCCAAACAUUUUUUUUUUUCGAAAAUGCACAUUUGUAUAUACCUGUGUAUUACUGAUGAAUAUACCGUCUGGAUGUUUCGGGAAUGGCUAUUGUUCGACACUGUACGUGCUGUAAGUAUUUGUAACAGGCCAGAGGACAAACGUG